Molecule: messenger RNA, 1568 nt
Organism: Sycon ciliatum
Lineage: Eukaryota; Metazoa; Porifera; Calcarea; Leucosolenida; Sycettidae
Product: neuferricin-like
Exons: 2
Coding region: 118-1236 (372 amino acids)
Cellular component (GO): membrane; endomembrane system
Source: RefSeq, a predicted model, not a curated record
CAAGAAAGCAUUGGCACUCUUGACAGUCUUGUGGAUUCGCUGGAUGCAAGGAUACAUCUGUGCUGUGAGAUCGUUCAUGUCGGAUCUCUGCUAUUUAGUGCUCACCCACGCGUGACAAUGGCGACUCGACGACGGCAAGGCGGAUCUGGGAAGUCCGGAAGUCUACCAUUGCCAUCUGGUGGAUCGAAAAGUGAUAAAAAGCAUGGAUCAUCAAUGUUUGGCAUUGUUGUGGCAUUGCUACUCGUGUCUGCAAUUGGGGCUGGCAUCUUUCUAUUCCGGAACGAGAUACUAUUAGCUGUUAAUGACCCUCAAUAUCAAGAGCAUUCUGAGCCAGCUGCACAGUCUGAAGAAGCUUAUGCUGAGAAGAAUGAUCUUGAUGAACGUAUCGAGCCAGUGGGGGCGCAGGAACAGAUCCCUGAGCCUGAUGUGGCGAGUAACGCUGCUGAUAGGAAUCAACAGGAAGAAAGGGAGGAAAGAGCAGUACUGGAUCAAUCUGAUGCUGGUACAGUCGUUCAGGAUACUGCUGCGGACACCCCAAGCCAGGAGAACAACGAUCGGUUGUUCACAGUGCAAGAGCUUAAACAGUACGAUGGCAGUGAUAGCUCAAAACCUAUAUAUCUGGCCCUCGUUGGUCAAGUGUUUGAUGUCACCAAGGGAAAGCAGUACUAUGGCAAGGACGGCGGCUAUGGAUUUUUCUCAGGCCGUGAUGGCACACGCGCAUUCGUCUCCGGUGACUUCACGGAAGUUGGUCUGACUGACAACGUCACUGGCCUGGACAAUGCAAACAUCAUCGGCAUCGAAGACUGGCUUUCUUUCUACCAUAAAGACUAUACUUAUGCAGGCAAGCUUGUUGGAACGUACUAUGAUGAACACGGUCAACCUACAGCCAGAUUGGAAGAGUACAAUCAAAUGUUGGAGGUGGCUCAAGGUGCCAGCCUGCAAGCGGAGGAGUUUCGUCGCUUGUUUCCACCGUGCAAUUCUCACUGGGCGCAGGGAAAGGGAGGCACAGUCUGGUGCAGCAAGGAAAGUGGUGGUAUCAAGCGUGACUGGGUCGGUGUGCCGCGCAAGUUCUACAAGGCCGGCGGGACAAACUAUCAAUGCGUGUGCGUCCGCACGACCGGUUCGCCGAGCUUGGGAGAGGACGAUCAGCGCAACAUUGGCGAUCUUGGUAAUCCAAACAUGCGAGCCUACGAUUAUUGUCACCCCGACUCUGCUACCUGUGCUAUCAAAGACUAAGUCAAUUCAGUUUAGUUGAAACACCACACAUCGGGGAGGACACCCAUAGUGUUGCAUUCAACCUUGCAUGUGUUUUUUUGCAGACAUAUGAACUCAAUGUGCCAUAACUUCUUUGGCCCAUUCAUUUUUUAGUUUUACCCAGGAAAGGCUGGUCCUGCGUCCUUCUAGUCUGCAUGUUAUAUUUGUAGGUAGAUGGCCUCUUUUUUGAAGCAUUUUUGUUAGGAAACUGUAUUUUCUAUUUCUGCUUUAACUAAAAUGGGUCCUUCAUCAACUUUUGGUUGCUUUCUGUUUUCGUCUAGCACCAGAUGAAAUGUUUCAUACUUUAAUAUUGA